Sphaerulina musiva SO2202 is the source of this 7296-nucleotide messenger RNA. RefSeq names its product glycoside hydrolase family 13 protein. Bases 298 to 4956 code for a protein of 1552 amino acids. The transcript is spliced from 3 exons. The record is from RefSeq and is a predicted model, not a curated record. Gene Ontology annotation, biological process: glycogen catabolic process. Lineage: Eukaryota; Fungi; Ascomycota; Dothideomycetes; Mycosphaerellales; Mycosphaerellaceae. Gene Ontology annotation, molecular function: amylo-alpha-1,6-glucosidase activity; 4-alpha-glucanotransferase activity.
CUACCACAACAGUCCUCACGAGGCAUCGUACACCACACCCACAUUGACACUCAUUGAAAGCUUCUUACGAUUACACGACUCUGACGACUGCAUCUGCUCGCCGCCAUAGCAUUCCCACUAUUCGACCUCAGUCAGCUACAGUAGACCUACAUACCUCCCGAAUCAUCAUCUUUCACCUACCCUUCCUGCCACUCUCGCCCACAAGACCUUUCAGCGCUGCAUUGACAAGACCAGCAGCAUUGGGCUCGCAGCAGGAAGAGUUGUUGUUGACACAGAAAAGGCUAUACUCUGCCCGACAUGUCCCCUCAGCAGAUCAGUAACCACACAGUCUAUCUGCUGCCACUCAAGGACGAUGGCUCUCCAGAUUUGCCAGGCUCGCAGCCAUACAUUUACCUUGCGCCUCCCACAAAACCUGCAUACAGCAUCCGCUUUCAGAUUGAAGGAACGAGCUCAAUAUGUAGAGAAGGAAGCCUCUGGGUCAACAUUCCACCCAAGGGCCAUGACUUCGACCGUACCAAGUUCCACGAGUACAAGCUCAAUCCCAGCUUCACCGAGUCCAUCCAGAUCGAUGUGCCUGUCUACGUUGCUGGAGCUUUCGAGUUCUACUGCUCAUACACGCCUCUUCCUCCCUUCACCACUGCCAAGGUCGAGACGCCAAAGCCAACGCGCACAGAAUCGCACUACAUCGAUGUCUCGCCCUCCCUCCACGUAGACAACUCGCCGCUUCCUCUGGACGCCAUCUCCAUCAUCUCUGUGCUGUCCAAGUUCAUGGGCAAGUAUCCAGAUGACUUCUACCGCCAUUUGCACGGUAUUAGCGAGAGAGGCUACAACAUGGUGCAUUUCACGCCUCUCAUGCAGCGUGGUGACAGUAAUUCACCGUACUCGAUCUACGACCAGCACACUUUCGACAAGGCUAUCUUCCCUUGCGGCGAGAAGGAUGUGGCUGACCUGGUGCAAAAGAUGGAACACGAGUACGGCCUUCUUAGUCUGACGGACGUCGUCUGGAACCACACCGCAAACAACAGCAAAUGGCUGGAAGAGCACCCAGAAUCGGGCUAUAAUAUCAAUACAGCGCCGCAUCUCCGGCCUGCCUAUGAGCUCGAUUCUGCCUUGCUGGACUACUCCUCGCGGCUGCACUCUCUCGGUAUGCCAACGCACCUGAGUAACGAGGGAGAUCUCGUGAAGAUCAUGGAGGGAAUCAAGACUCACGUCUUUGGCCCACUGAAGCUUUGGGAGUUUUACAUUUGUGAUGCGACCAACAAUGCAAAGGCCGUCACUUCGGCCUGGAUGGAAGGUCAAGUGGACACCAGCGUCAACGUGCCCGAGGACGUGAAGUCUUGGUCUUCUGCGGAAAAGGUGGAGUGGAUUCGCCAGCAUGCAUGCCCUGGCACUGACCGUAUGGGUGAACGUUUCCGCCGAAACGUAGCACCAGGAAAAGGUGCUGCUUUCUUGACCGCCCUGUUUGGCAAGUAUGAUCAGCACCAGAACAAUGCGGCUGACGAGCGUACCGCAUAUGGCACUAUCCUACAUUUCCUCAAUGACCUGAAUGUCGACUGGUACAAGGAGCACGACGACGACAAGCAGGCUCAGCUGGAGCAGAUCUUCAACCGCACCAAGUAUGUGCGCCUGGACGAGAACGGGCCCAAGUUUGGCGACAUCACCAUUGAGAGCCCACUCAUCGAGUCGUACUUCACGAGGCUGCCCUGGAACGAGACCACGAAGCAGCAUGAUCCAGACUCGCUGGCGUUGGCGAACAACGGCUGGGUCUGGGCGGCCGAUGUCAUGAAAGACAACGCAGGAGCGAAGUCCAAGGUGUACCUGCGCCGCGAGUUGAUCGUUUGGGGAGAUUGCGUCAAGCUUCGCUGGGGCUCUGGUCCCAGCGACAGUCCCUUCUUAUGGAAAUUCAUGACCGAGUACACCCAGCUCAUGGCCAAGCACUUCCACGGUUUCCGUAUCGACAACUGUCACUCGACGCCUCUGCAUGUUGCAUCCGCCAUGCUUGACGCUGCUCGUCGCGUGCAGCCCAAUCUGGUGGUUGCCGCAGAGCUGUUCAGCGGUGACGAGAAGAUGGACUUUCUCUACUGCAAGAAACUGGGCAUCAGUUUCCUGAUUCGAGAAGCUAUGCAGGUCUGGUCCACUGCGGAAAUGUCGAAACUGGUGCACAUCAACUGCGGCCGACCUAUUGGGUCUUUUGAGGUUGACGACAUCUCUAGCGCAGACACGCCAAUGCCCAAUGGCAGCGCGACUAAUGGCAGCGCCCCUCAUGGCAAGACCAUCAUGCACAAGAUUGUGCCCUCCAAGAUUCAUGCUUUGCUCAUGGACUGUACACACGACAACGAGACCCCUGUGCAGCGCCGCGACGGCCGUGACACACUGCCCAACUCGGCUCUCGUGGCCAUGUGUGCCUCUGCAUCGGGCUCGGUGUUUGGAAUGGAUGAGCUGUACCCUGCGCUGAUCGAACUCGUGCAUGAGAAGCGUCAGUAUACGUCUCCAUACAGCAACCUGAAAGAGGGUCAGAGCAUGAAGAUUGGGCCCAGCGAAGGCACCGGUGGCAUCAAACGCCUCAUGAACCAACUUCAUGUCAUCAUGGGCAAAGACGGAUACGAUGAGACGUUCGUCCAUCACGAUGGCGAGUACAUCACAGUGCACCGUAUUCAUCCCAAGUCCCGAAAAGGCUACUACUUGAUCGCGCACACUGCGUUUCCCGGCUAUGGCAAUGGCAAUGCGGGAUUCGGAAAGCAGACUCUCACUGGGACCAAGGCCAAGCUGUUGGGCGCAUGGAAGCUAGAAGUCGACCAAAGCUGGGAGGCCAAGCAAGCAGCACUCAAAGACAAGGUUCUGCGUGGUAUUCCCAGCAAGACCAAGGACAUUCGUGGCGUCACAGUUGAGUCUCGCGGUGACGAUACUGUUAUCACCGUUCCAAGUGACUUCCCACCUGGAUCGAUUGCAAUCUGUGAGACCUGGAUACCCGGUGCUGAACACAGCGAGGGCCUCGACAAGUACCUCACUUCUGGUGCUCGGCAAGCCUUUGCCAAUGUUGACCUGAACGACAUCAAUGCCAUUAUGUACCGCGCUGACUCUGAAGAGCGUGCCUUGUCCAAGGGCGCAGACGGUGUGUACGCGAUUCCAGGACACGGUAGCCUCGUAUACUGCGGUCUGCAAGGAUGGUACUCUGUCCUGCGAGAUGUGAUUGCCAACAAUGACCUUGGCCACCCAAUCUGCAAUCACCUUCGGGAUGGUCAAUGGGCUUUGGACUACAUUGUGGAACGACUCGAGAAACUUGCCCAGCGCAAGGAUGGCAUCUACAGAAACCUUACUCCCGUUGCUGAGUGGCUCAAGUCACGUUUUGAUGCUAUCCGAAACGUGCCCAGCUUCCUACUGCCUCGUUGCUUCGCAUUGGUAAUCCGCACUGCAAAGAAGGCUGCCAACGAGCGCGCUAUCGAACAGAUGCACCCGAAUGUUCGCAACGGGCAGCGUUUCCUCAAGUCCCUCGCCAUGGUUUCAUGCCAAGUUCAAGGUUACAUGGACAACGCCAAGCUCUGGCCUGACAAGCUCGAUCCAUCUCUGGCCGCCGGUCUGCCGCACUUUGCACAAGAAUGGGCUCGUGUCUGGGGUCGCGAUACCAUGAUUGCCAUGCGUGGCUUGCUCACCUGUACUGGCCGUUAUGAUGAAGCUAAAGAGCACCUGCACUCUUUUGGCAGCUUGGUCAAGCAUGGCAUGAUUCCCAAUUUGCACAACUCCGGCACGCUCCCACGUUUCAACAGUCGCGACUCUGUAUGGUUCUACCUGCAGAACAUUCAGGACUACAUCUCGAUGGCUCCGGGGGGCAGCAGCCUUCUUCAGGAGAGCGUGCGACGCCGUUUCCUGCCAUAUGAUGACACAUGGUUUGCCUGGACUGAUUCAAGAGCAUACUCCAAGCACAGCACAUUCGAGGAAAUCAUUCAAGAAAUCUUGCAGCGCCACGCUGCAGGCAUGCAUUUCCGCGAGUAUAAUGCUGGACCGGACCUCGACAGCCAAAUGAAGUCUGAGGGCUUCAAUAUCGACAUCGAACCCGACUGGUCGAAUGGCAUCAUCUAUGGCGGUAACGAAUGGAACUGUGGUACCUGGAUGGACAAGAUGGGCGACUCGGUCAAGGCCGGAAACAAGGGACAUCCUGGCACUUCUCGUGAUGGUGCACCAGUGGAGAUAACCGGUCUGCUGUACAGCGCGCUACACUGGGUGGAUUGCCUGCGACAAGCCGGCAAGUUCAAGUUUGAUGGCGUGAAGAAGGCCGAUGGCACGCACAUCACCUACGGCGAAUGGGCCGCACUCAUUCAGAAGAACUUCGAGCACGCAUACUACAUUCCGACCGAUCAGUCGGAGUGGGAUAACUACGACAUUAACCCAAAGAUCGUCAACCGCAAGGGCAUCUACAAGGACGUACACCGAGGAGUCAAGGAGUACAGGCAGUAUCAGCUGCGUCCCAACUUUCCCAUUGCAAUGGUUGUUGCGCCCGAUCUGUUCGAUCCUGCUCACGCUCUGGGCGCACUGGAGAUCGCCGACAAGAACCUUCGUGGCCCCACCGGAAUGGCUACUCUCGACCCAAGUGACAUGGAGUACCAUCCUGACUACAUCAAUUCCGACGACAGCAACAAUUACCAGACCGCCCAUGGACGCAACUAUCACCAAGGGCCUGAGUGGUUGUGGCCUACUGGGUUCUUCCUUCGCGCUCUGUUGUACUUUGACUUGAAGCGUCGCCAUACGAAGGAGGAACGCGUGGAGGCGUUCCAGCAAGUGACCCAACGCCUCAAGGGAUGCAAAGAGAUGAUCCACAAUACCCCAUGGAGAGGACUCACAGAACUCACCAACCGCAACGGUUCUUUCUGCGGUGACUCGUGCCCGACUCAAGCUUGGUCAGCUAGUUGCAUAAUCGACCUCUACGACGACGCGAGCAAGUUUGGCAUGGAGUCUGAGUAGCUUGCUCCUCCAACGAGAGGCUACUUGUCCGAAAAGAUCACCCGGGUCGCCACGAGCUGCACAAUGGUGGCCCGUCACACGUACUGAGCGAGACCUGAUAUGCAUGAAUGCGCGGGGAACAAAAGUUUUGUCUAUUUUGCAGACCUGUGGUGGCGGUGACUGGCAUGACCUAUGAUAGAUAAUGUGGAUACCCUAGAUGAUAGACCGAGAACAAGCUGCUUAACAUACCUAUUGCUGGUACUCUUUGCAGAUUUUUGCGGACUUGUCAUUGCUCCGUUGCCUUUUGGCCCCUUUUGAUUGGAAGUGAAUCCGUGGAUCGACUGCAGAGCGAUGGUGGUCUCAUGACCAGUAAAAACGCCUCCUUGAUGUGCAGUGGUUUGGUAGAUGGGUCCUUGUCCUUUGCUAGGAAGGAGGAGGCAGAGCAUCAGCAGGAAAUCGACUGGCAUGGAAAGGAGGGACGAUUGAAGGAAAAGGGCGCCUUUCUCGAUGAUGGCUUGCGCCGCUGUUCGUUGAAGCUACCCCAUCAAGGGAUGAUGAUGGAUCAACGCCGGUAAGCACUUGAUACGUACAAGCCGGAGGAAGCUUGUGAUAUAAUGCUUCUGUCCUUCCCUUGCCUUGUUCGUUCUCCAAGCCAUUGACAGUAGAAGACUCGGCACUACAUGUAUAUAUAUAUAGUGACAUGUAAUCUUCCAUUUCUUUGAAGACAGGUGUCCAAAAGGAAGUUUUCUUCUUAUUUCAAUCUCCGUCCGGAUUCAACAACACUUCCUCCUCUUCUUCUUCUUGAUGAAUCUUCUCAUCAUGCUCUGCCAUGACUCGUACCUGCUCAUCCCAUUCCGCCACUUCAGGAUCGAUCUGGUCGCCCAAAUGUGCCACGGGAAGAAAUCUUUUCCCCUCGAGUUUUUCCGGAAGAUAAUCCUGCACGACUCGACCUUGUACAUAGUCGGGAUUAUACUUGUAAUUUUUGCCAUGUUCGAGUUCUUUUAAAAGUUUCGUCGGAGCAUUUCUCAAAUGUUUGGGGAUGGGGAGACCUGCGAUACCCGGUUCGUGGAGGGCUGUGUAUGCGGCGUUGAGACCUCGGUAUGCUCGGACGGAUUUGGGAGACAAGGCUAGUGCGACGGCGCAAUGGGCGAGGUUGAUGCGGCAUUCGGGCAUUCCGAUUUUUUCGGCGGCGGAAUAUGUGGCUGUUGCGAGGGAUAGCAUGGUGUUGUCUGCGAGUCCAAUGUCUUCGCUUGCGAUGACAAUCAUGCGGCGCGCGAUGUAGAGGGGGUCUUCGCCGGAUUGGAGCAUGCGCGCGAGGUAGUAGAGUGUGGCGUCGGCGUUGCUGCCGCGGACGGAUUUGUGGAAGGCGGAGAUGGUGUCGUAGUGUUGGUCUCCGGCUCGGUCGUAUACUAGAGUUUGCGUCAAGCUCUUCUUGAUGUCUUCGAUUGUGGUGUGGGGUUUCUGGCAGAGGUCGAGCGCGAGUUCGAGAAGAUUGAGACCGGUUCGAGCGUCGCCAUCGGCAAAAGCUGCGAGGUAUCGGAUCAAAGAGUAGUCAUCGUCACUCAGCAGACUCAGGCUACUUUCUGCGGUAUCUGCAGCGUCGAGACUCCCUUCUUCAGAUGGGCUGGGCGAAGGCGUAGGCAGACUGGGGACUUCUCGCGCAAGGGCUCGUUUCAAAAUGCCAAAAAUGUGCUCGUCUGUCAGUUUCGACAAGACAAACGUCCGACAUCGACUCAGCAGAGCAUUUACAAUUUUGAAGCUUGGAUUCUCCGUUGUCGCUCCUAUCAGCGUGACUUGCCCAGCUUCCACGGGACCCAGAAAAACAUCUUGCUGACUCUUGCUGAACCGAUGUAUCUCGUCGCAGAAGAUGAUGGUCUUCCUGCCCGUCAGUCCCAUUUCAUUCUUGGCUUCCGCGAACAGCUUUUUGCAUUCUGCCACUCCACUGGAUGUGCUGUUGAUCUCCACAAAGCGUGUCCCAGCUGUCUGUGCGAUGAGUCGUGCGAUGGUAGUCUUUCCCGUCCCUGGACCACCCCAUAAGAUCAUGGAUGGUACACGAUCUGACACUAUCAGAUUUCGCAGUACCCCAUGAGGUCCAACAAGCUCUUGCCCUGCUACGUCGUCCAAGCUCUGCGGGCGCAUGCGCUCUGCCAACGGCUUGUGGGCAUCCUUUGCCUUCUUUGCAGGUGGCAGCACUGCUUCUGGAUGGUGUUCAUCGUGAUCUUCGUCUCGCCGCCGCUUUACUGGUGCAGUACUCGCGGGUGCUAUCGAGGGUCGGGAUAUGGGAGUUGGUAUGGCAGCAGGCGAAGACACCUCAUCGGCGCGGAAAAUGGCGCUCUUCUUGGCGGCGGGCGUGAAGAAUCU